This is a messenger RNA of Durusdinium trenchii, 2505 nucleotides long. NCBI's taxonomy places the organism in Eukaryota, Dinophyceae, Suessiales, Symbiodiniaceae. The record is from the annotation of a GenBank genome assembly.
AUGCGCCUGUUUGUUGAAAACUCAAGAGGCAAACAAACUAGACCUGAGAAACGAGAAGGCAAUUCGCUUGCUCAAGCCAAGGAAGUCUUUGGAGAAGUACCGGACUAUGAAUCCUUCGUGGACACGCAAAUCAUGCUUCGCCCCGUGAUUCCGACCGGCGGCAGCCAGCUCACUGAUCCUCGGGUGGAGCCUCGAGAGCCUGCCGCCAGCGCAAGCGAUCGAGGCACAAACAAAAGGGACCUAGAACGACACGUGGUACCGCCUGAACAGUUGGCAUCACCUCGACCAAAGGUGCCAGCCGAACCGAGUGCAAAGGAGGAAGAAUCACAAGAAGUUCACCAAUAUGAAUUUGGGUGGUGUGAAGAGAGCUUACGCAUGUGGCGAAAGCAAAUCUUAGGUCCAAAGAAAAGGGGCCCCAUUGAAUUCUCCAAAGUUCCAACCGUAGACGACUCUGCGGACGGUGACGCGCCCGUCGUGUGUGUCUUUGGGGAUGGUCAGAAGGCUGAAGUUUCGCAUCUCACCAUGGAAGACUUGGCCAUCAAGUUGGGCAAGAAGAGCAAACUGGCCUCGACCGUUGUGCCACCGGCUGGCGAACCGAGUGAGCAGCCAGCUUGGGAACUUGAUCCAAUUUCCAAGGACCCACGGAUGAAGAGAAUGAUGAAAGAAGAAGUUGCUGAGGGUGAGCGGGGUUCUUUGAAGAUUCAGCUCAAGCCUCAAAAGGGUAGAUCGGCUAUAGUUUCAAUGCUCUUCAAGGGCCUAGAAGACAAGAAGUUCUCCCAAAAGAGUCAAGUCGUCGUAAAGCCACCAACUAUUUUGGCAGUCGAUGCUAUGGUCAUUGUGAAAUUCUUGUCUUGCAAAUUUAUGGAUGGGGAGAUUGAUCUGGAGGCAAUGAAGGCCGCGAAAUAUGACCUGUUAGAGGCACACCAGCAGGGAAAGCUCCUAGACCGCUUGAAGUCUGAGCUAGACCCAAACAACCCAUCCAACCAAGAGUUCUUGGGUAUUGUAGAACUGCGGCAAACUUUGACUUUGGACACUUCGGGUGGACAACAUGAUGGUCGAGCGGAUGGGAAGCCUACACCUGGGACAGGGUCCCCAAAGCCAGCUGCGCCUGUUGAGCCGAAUGAGGAGCCGAGUCCACUAGAGUUAGAUGUGCCAGAUUUGAAACCAUCCUUGGAAAGAGCGAUCCAGCAGUAUGCGAACUACAUGGGUGUAGACCCCAGCACUGUCACCGAGAAAGUUUUGGAGGAAACGGAGGAGGGGGUGGAGGGCUGGGCUACUUAUGGCCAGGAUGCACGGGCACGUGGCCCCAUGGGAAACGCCAUGUACCGUCAGAUGAAAAAACCAUCUGGCGCAGCUGCUGCUGAGACAUACAAGUGGUUGUCUGAAGACUUGAAGAAAAAGUUCAGGCAGACGUGGGCUAUGAAACGCAGUUGGGAUUUCAUCGACAAAAAGAGGAUCCGAAGCGUUGAAAGCAAAACCAAACAAGAAGUGGGCACAUGGAAGAACCAAUUGCAGUUGGAAGUUCAUUUUGGUGGAGCCGGGCUACCAGAAGCCGUUCGCCAAGCAAAUAAUUACAUCAUCAACUGCAAGACCUUUGAGGAUGUCUUCGUCCGGUUCAACACGUGGACUGAUGCUGAGAACUACCUGCUCGUGGAAAAGCUUGUGUCGAAGAUCGAGGUGGAAGCCUUCAAGGAGGUCGCUGAGAUGGUGGACGGCUCAGGGACUUUCCAAACGGAAAGCUUUCGCAUGAAGGCCAUGAGGAAGUUUGCGGUCUACCACAACUUGCAGCUCGAGGAAGUGAACUACGAUGAUGUCGCCAACAGCCCACAAGGACUUCGAGGUUGGGGUGAGAUGAACAUUGCGGUUCCGGGCAUUGCUGGCGAGGGCGGAGGCCAUGCAAGUCCUGUCGAGCCUGCGCCAACUCUCCCGCCUGUGGAUCCUGAAGGCGGCGAAGCUGGCGGUUUGACCAUUCCAAACAAACAGCAGCCUAAGGGCCGCGGAAAGGGGGGACCAAGGAAGAGAGGUGCCGACAAUAAGGACGCACCGGCCCCAAAGAGGAAGGUCAAGAAGGAGCUGACAGCUGAGCAAUCUGCUGAAGCCAGCUCCAAACAAAUCCUUACCCAUCUCCAGUGGAGCCAGCAAAUUAUGCAGAAGGUAGCUGGAGAUGGCGAUGACAUUCCUUCGGAAUACCGUUGGGCAAAGUCGUUCUUGGAAGACUACCGUGAUUGUCUCUCUAGGUUCAAGGAUGCUGUGGCUCCAUGUGGGGAUGGAGGGGAUGACUUGAUCGAGUUUGUGGAUGAGUUGAAGCUCUGCGUCAUCAGCAAGGGUGGGAUGAAGACUUUGAAAAAGGGGUAUGGUGAUCGCUAUGUCUCUAUGCUGUCCCUCUUUGUUGACCGGUGCCAGAAGAUUGCUGCUGAGAUGGAUUCCAUUUCGAACAAGGUUCACAAGAUGUCCCAGGUCUUGGUGGGUGCUCCAAAGCCUGCUAAGCGGGCCAGGAAGAGUUGA